This is a messenger RNA of Rhododendron vialii, 677 nucleotides long. Its product is annotated as mitochondrial import receptor subunit TOM9-2-like. Bases 92 to 400 code for a protein of 102 amino acids. Gene Ontology annotation, biological process: intracellular protein transport. The transcript has a single exon. The record is from RefSeq and is a predicted model, not a curated record. Gene Ontology annotation, cellular component: mitochondrial outer membrane. NCBI's taxonomy places the organism in Eukaryota, Viridiplantae, Streptophyta, Magnoliopsida, Ericales, Ericaceae.
CGUGCUAACUUGUGAAAAGGGCGACAUUAGUUGAGGAGGUAGUUUCUCUCUCUCUCUCUCUCUCUCUCUCUCCAUACUCUCUUCGAGCGCAAUGGCGUCCAGAAGAGGCGGAGUCUCUCUCCCAGAGAGGCCACACAACAAUACACCCAGCGACGGAAUCCUCUCCAGGGUUUCCUCUAAGAUCUCCGAGUCUCCGAUCCUUUACCAGGGCAAGCGAGCGGCCUCCGACGCCGGCUUCGUCGCCAAGAAGCUCCUGAGGAGCACCGGAAAGGCGGCGUGGAUAGCUGGAACCACGUUCUUGAUCCUCGUCGUGCCUCUCAUCAUCGAGAUGGACCGUGAGCAGCAGUUCAACGAGCUCGAGCUGCAGCAGGCUAGCUUGCUCGGCGCACCCCCUAAGUGAGAUAUAUUGUUUUCUCAUUCGCAGUCAAGCUAGAAAGGUUGAAUAAAUGCCGGGGAUAAUGUAAUUCUUGUUUUUAGGGUUCAUUGAGAUCCUUGUGGUAGAAUUUGGUGUUUAUUGUGUAAUUUUGAUUCGUGGGUCGAGUAAUAACAAGUUUCAGGGCUAAUAAUAUUUGUAGUUUUUCUUUCAAGUUCUGGUUCAGUCUUUGUUUGAGGUUUGUGGGAUUGUUGCUGUAAUUGAAUAAGUUUGAAACGUUGUGUUGAGUUGAUGUUGGUAUUUA